Moneuplotes crassus is the source of this 823-nucleotide messenger RNA. The record is from the annotation of a GenBank genome assembly. NCBI's taxonomy places the organism in Eukaryota, Ciliophora, Spirotrichea, Euplotida, Euplotidae.
AAAUUUUGAAUAAAAUGGAUUAUUACUACCAAGACUUGAAUGAUAGCGCCCCAGAGCUCACCCUACCACCAAAAAUAUCACUAGAAAAUAUACCAGACAGGAGCAGAUUGCCCAAGAUCAAUAACCCAGUCAACUUCAGUAACGAGUACAUUCUAAAAAGUAUGAAGAAUAAAAUGAAAGAGAUUUAGUAAUCAAAAGAGGCAAAAUUUGUCACUCUCAACUACUUCAUUGCCUGGAAAAUUACUUAGAAAAGACAUUCCAAAACAUGUAGUCAAAAAGUCUUUAAAUAACACCAAAUCAGUUAAAUCUACCAAAUAAGAUCACUCUGAGGCUUGACCCCUUAUGCAGAGAGAUGCCAUUUCAGGAGUCUAGAAGGCAGAAGAUUACAAAAUUUGCCUUUCCGAUUAACAAAUCAGUCAACUCUUUUUCGGCAAAGAAGAGCUAUUUUGAAGAAUUUGCCCAAAAGAAAGCAUCCUUACCUUCUCCAAGCAAAUAUAAUAUACAUCAGACUUGGGACUUACUAGAGGGUAAUAAAAGGACUCCAUAUGCUAAGCGAGGGAGCCUAAUAGCUGAGAUUAUUAAGCGAAGUAAGAACCUUACUAGUUCUAUAAAUUACCCAACUGAACAUAAGAUUAAAGUAAAAGGAAUUUACAAAAACAAGGCACCUAAGCAUCAAUACUUUGAUCACAAGUUUCCUCUUCCAAAGAUACCAGGAGCUAAGCAUGCUUAAGAGUCUCACAAGCAAAGAAGGAAUUUUGUGAGUCUUAGUCAGACAAAUCAGAACUUAUAGAUUUGAGUAAGUUUAUGAUAACUUUCAAUUUUG